This is a messenger RNA of Colias croceus (clouded yellow), 687 nucleotides long. RefSeq lists its product as uncharacterized. Lineage: Eukaryota; Metazoa; Arthropoda; Insecta; Lepidoptera; Pieridae. The record is from RefSeq and is a predicted model, not a curated record. Bases 80 to 421 code for a protein of 113 amino acids. The transcript is spliced from 2 exons.
AUAACACUCGCAAUGCAUGAACACUGUCUAAAACCAAGCCAAAUAGAAAAGUUUUCAUGCAACGCGAGUAUAAAUUAAUAUGAAAAGCUCAAAAACUAAACGCAAGUUUAGAUUUGAAACGUCACAGGAACUAAGCGAUAUGACGCGGAACGAUUCCGAUAGUACAAGUACUCAAAGCACGCCAACAAAGCAAGGGAAGCGUCCAUUGCGGCCUCUAUCCGAACCGAGGUUGAAUUCGAGCAGUCGUACGCAGAAAUGGAUGUUAGCACUGCUCUUGUACAACACUUGCGUGGCUCCGAUGUCCUCGUACUGCGCGAACACGAUACUCCAGUAUGGAAUGGACGCGGCCAAGUACAAUGUCGUGUCGAAUCUGUUCGACUUUCUGAUGAAAGAGGCACAACGAGAAAUACACGUUCUAUAAGAACUUGUCGGGGAUUUGGCACAUUUUUAAAAGGAAGGAAAGGGAUUGAUGUUUGUAAGUGCAUAGUUCUGCAAGGCGCACUGUUUUGUAGAUUUUUUGAUCAUUUUUUGUCGGAUCGUUAUUGCUUUUUAAUAGUUUUUAGUUGUAAAUAUGCAUAUUUCAUUGUAUUGCAGAACUAUGUUGUUACCACCUCAUUCUAGUUUUGUAAUUAGAAAUAUAGAUUCGUGUUUUUACGUAGUUAGAUGGUGAAUUGAUUUAAAAAUAAU